Messenger RNA from Adineta steineri, 474 nucleotides. The record is from the annotation of a GenBank genome assembly. NCBI's taxonomy places the organism in Eukaryota, Metazoa, Rotifera, Eurotatoria, Adinetida, Adinetidae.
AUGGGAAAACAAGUUCCAUUUACAUAUUCAAAUCAUACGAUUCUAUUAGAAAUUCCCAAUACGACUUCUAUAAAUGAACAUGCAUAUCGUAUAUUAGAUCAAUGGCAGUUACCAGUUUUUGUUUUUCCAAAAUUACAAGAAGCACUUCGAUUAUUUUUCAAUGAACAAAUUCAAAUAGCAGCAGAUGAAACAACACAAUCUGCUGUUGAACCAAUAAUCAAUGGACAAGUUGAAAUUCAAACUAUUCUUGAUCAAUGGUUUAAACUUGUUCAAGAAUGUAAAACUUAUAUUCAUCAUCAAGAACGACCUAGUGACGAACAAAUAUUUUCAAAUGCAUUUCAAAAUGUUCUAGGAACGAAUUAUGAAAUUCUUCUUCAACUUGAAUAUGUCUAUCAAAGUGAAAUUGAAGAUAUGUUAAAACAACGUGAUAAACAAUUACAAGAACUUGAUGCAAAGUUUGAACAAAAUUUUUAA